GUUCUCUCUCUCAAUAAAUGUCCACCAAGACCCUCCAAAGUAACACCUCUACCCCCUCCUCUGGCUCCAGGUUCCCACCAGCAUCAAAGACCUGCCAGUCUGAGAAACUUCCUGUCACAAGGCCAUCCCCACGAGGUCACCUGCCUCUGGGUUGCCAGUCAUCAGCAUGCAGGACGGCCUUACUUCAACCUUGACUCACGCUGCAGCCCAGCCCAUGAGCGGAGGCUCGAGGUUCAUGAGGAGCUUUCUAAACUCGAAGUUCAGGGGUCCGAAUUAUGGAGCCAAUGUGCAUUUGAUGCGCAGGAUCAUCGCUGAGGAUGCCGAGUGGUCACUGGCCAUCGUCCCCCUGCUCACAGAUCUCUGCAUCCAGCACAUUGUCAAGAACUUCCGGAACAACCCGAUCCUGAAGCAGCUGCUCCCGGAGCACCAGCAGAAGGUCCUGCGCCAGCUGCCCCCGGACCUGCCACUGGCCGUGACCGCCAACCUGAUCGACGACGAGAACUACUGGCAGCGCUGCUGCGAGCAGCGCUGGCCCGUGUGCCACCUGGACUGCCACGGCGGCAGCUGGAAGCGCGUGUUCUUCGAGCGGCACCUGGAGAACCUGAUCAAGCACUUCAUCCCGGACACCACGGACCCCGCCGUGAUCCUGGACCUGCUGCCGCUCUGCAGGAACUACGUGCGCCGGCUCCGCGUGGACCAGUUCCUGCCGCCCGUGCAGAUGCCGCCAACGCCGCACGACGGGGACCAGUCGGAGUCGGGCAGCGAGGGGGAGAUGGAGGAGGCCUCCAUGGACCACUACCAGCUCGGGGAGCUGGUGGCCGGCCUGAGCCAGCUGGAGGAGCUGGACCUGGUGUUCGGCAUCAAGGACUGCGGCAUGAACUUCGAGUGGAACUUCUUUCUCUUCACUUACCGCGACUGCCACUCCCUGGCGGCGACCAUUAAGGCCUGCCACACCCUUAAGAUCUUCAGGCUGACCCGAAGCAAAGUGGAUGACACCAAGGCACGCAUCCUCAUUCGCAGCCUCCUGGACCACCCGGCUCUUGAGAAGCUGGACCUGUCACACAACUGCAUCGGGGACCGUGGUGCCCGUGCGGCCGCCAAGCUGCUGAGCCACAGCCACCUGCGCGUCCUCAACCUGGCCAACAACCAAGUGCGGGCGCCCGGGGCCCAGUCGCUGGCUCACGCCCUGGCACACAACACCAGCCUCCUCUCCCUCAACCUGCGCCUCAACUGCAUCGAGGAUGAGGGCGGCCAGGCCCUGGCCCACGCCUUGCAGACCAAUAAGUGCCUCACCACGCUGCACCUCGGUGGCAACGAGCUGUCUGAGCCCACGGCUACCCUCCUCUCCCAGGUGCUCUCCGUCAACACCACCCUCACCAAAAUCAACCUGUCCUGCAACCACAUAGGACUGGAUGGCGGGAAGCAGCUCCUGGAAGGCAUGUCAGACAACAAGACCCUCCUGGAGUUUGACCUGCGCCUGUCCGAUGUCGCCCAGGAGAGCGAGUACCUCAUUGGCCAGGCCCUCUGUGCCAACCGUGAAGAAGCCCGCCAGCGGACCUUGAAUGUCAGCCACUCAACGGCACCACUCACUGCCAAGGGCCCUGAGAACCCUGCAGGAUAGGCUAGGGGACAGGGCUGGGGUAGUAACCACACCUGGGUCACUGCCCCACCCCCACCCUACAGUUCAUGCCCCAUGAUGCCUGCUGCAGAGUGGCACACUGGUCCACAGGGAGUGGGGGAGAUCACGAAGAUCCUGGGUGUAAUCUAAGGUUGAGUGCAUGUAUAUAUAAUGUUUCCUAUUAGGAUUAUAAUUUCCAGGAUGUAAGCUCCCCAUUCUAUAUAGAAUAAUAAAUUUUCAUCAAGAAUCUGAACAGUGCCCAGCCAGUAUUGCUCAGUGGUUAAGCAUCGAUUCCUGGUCAGGCCACAUGCCAAGGUUGUGUGUGUUCGAUUCCCAGUGUGGAGUGUGUGGGAGGCAGCUGAUGAAUGCUUCUCAUCAUUGAC
This is a messenger RNA of Pipistrellus kuhlii (Kuhl's pipistrelle), 2001 nucleotides long. RefSeq names its product t-complex-associated-testis-expressed 1 (gene TCTE1). Lineage: Eukaryota; Metazoa; Chordata; Mammalia; Chiroptera; Vespertilionidae. The transcript is spliced from 4 exons. Bases 167 to 1621 code for a protein of 484 amino acids. Gene Ontology annotation, molecular function: protein binding. The record is from RefSeq and is a predicted model, not a curated record. Gene Ontology annotation, biological process: flagellated sperm motility. Gene Ontology annotation, cellular component: sperm flagellum.